Molecule: messenger RNA, 1194 nt
Organism: Vigna radiata var. radiata (mung bean)
Lineage: Eukaryota; Viridiplantae; Streptophyta; Magnoliopsida; Fabales; Fabaceae
Product: growth-regulating factor 3
Exons: 4
Coding region: 198-992 (264 amino acids)
Biological process (GO): developmental process; regulation of DNA-templated transcription; DNA-templated transcription
Cellular component (GO): nucleus
Molecular function (GO): ATP binding
Source: RefSeq, a predicted model, not a curated record
UUACAAACCUGAUCUGCUCAUAUCCAAAGUUUUAUCACCCGACCAAACAAACCAAAAGCAACACAAACAGAACUCAAUACACACUCUCUCUCUCUCUCUCUCUCUCUCUCUCUCUCUCUCAACCCAGCACCAAACUCAGCAAACUGCCACCGUUUUCUGAUUUCACCCUUACUUCUGCACCUCCCAGAUUUCCCAGAAUGGAGAGUUGUUUCAGCUUUGCACAGUGGCAAGAGCUUGAGUUGCAGACUCUGAUAUUCAGGUACAUGCUGGCCGGUGCUCCUGUUCCUCCUCAGCUGCUUCAACCAAUCAAGAAAAGCUUCCUUCAUUCCCCUCCCCCUUUCCUUCUUCAACUUUAUCACCCUCCUUUGUUGGAAUCAGGGUACUAUUGGGGAAGAGAAGCAGUGGAUCCGGAGCCAGGUCGGUGCAGGAGGACGGACGGGAAGAAGUGGCGGUGCUCGAGGGAGGCGGUGGAGGGUCAGAAGUACUGCGAGCGGCACAUGCAUCGUGGCCGAAACCGUUCAAGAAAGCCUGUGGAACAACCUCAUACAUCUUCUUCUUCUUCAUCCUCGGCUUCCUUCAAACAUCAUCUCCUUCACCACAAUCAAAUUUCCUCUGGGGCCAAGAGUGACAGUAAGAGCUUGUCUGAAAACCAUGAUCAUGUAGAUGGGAAUGGCAGAUCUGAUGGCCAUGUCCUGAGGCAUUUCUUCGAUGAUUGGCCAAGGACACUGCAAGAACAAGACCAUGGUGAAAGCAAUGGAAGCCAGAACAACAACACUGGAACAUAUCUUUCCAUGUCAACACAGGGAAUCACUUCCUCGGAUGUGUCACUGAGACUGUCCACUGGUCAUGCAGAGAAUACAUGUCACGUGGCUUCAGUGGGAGGACCACUCGCAGAGGCACUGAGAUCAUCCACCUCCACUUCUUCACCGACCAGUGUUCUCCUACAGUUGCCAACUAGUUCUGCUUGUAACACCAGCUUCAUUAGCACCUAAAAGUUGCUGGGGUUUGUGAGAAUUUUUGGGCAUGUAUGUGACAAAUACGGAGACACACUUAUAACUUUGGCAGAAUGAUAUCUGAAUAAGCAACUUUACCAUUUGUUCACCUGGUAAUAAAUAGUAAACAGACAUCUAAUAAUGAACUAUCAUUUUGUAGUUAGUUAGUUUAGCAUAUGUUGGCAUGAUCUUGUUUCUUUAA